Molecule: messenger RNA, 1149 nt
Organism: Echinostoma caproni
Lineage: Eukaryota; Metazoa; Platyhelminthes; Trematoda; Plagiorchiida; Echinostomatidae
Source: the annotation of a GenBank genome assembly
AUGAAACGGUGGGUUGCAGAGCAGCUGCUGAUUUCCUUCACUGUUCUACUAUGCGUCCCCGUGCUUUCUAUACCGAAUGAUGUGCCUUGCUACGACGAUACGUGGAUGUAUUCGGAUGUGGGGGGCAAAUGUUACAAGCUGAUUAGAAGUGAUCAACCCGUCAAAUUUGCUGACGCAUCGUACUCUUGUAUACAGGCACUGUUGGGGAAGUCAAAUGUACAAGUUCGACUGGUCCAAUUCGACGAUGAGACCGAGCUGCGUGCUCUGAUCGUAAACAUGCUUAGCCUGGGUAACAUGGAACCGAUUUGGCUAGGUGCAUAUCGUAAUGCGAAUCAGAAAGAAUUCCGAUGGCAAAAUAGAACUGAUCCGGUACAAUUUCCCUAUCUGGAAUGGUCCGGUGGAACUGGACCAGGGCAAUGUUUACAGCUAUCCUAUCUAACAUCCGCACUUCCGACUUCGACCAAUUGGAAGGCAGAUGUGACUGUACAAGAAGUGGACUGUGACGAGAAAUACAAAUACGUGUGUGAGCAUCAAGUUCCCUUUUGUCAAAACCCACCGGGUGGAUUUAACGAGACCACGAUGAUCUUCAGCCCAUUGAAACCGGCUCCGCGCAAAGUGGUCACCGCAGUCUGUCAGGAUGGCAGUUACAUGGCUACCACGUCAGUCGGGAAUCCAAAUACCGAUCCCGAUGUGAAUUCCACACUGAAAGCAAACGAAUACUAUUGUGAUGGUCUACGAGACACCAGUUCAACAAGUGGAAGUGCUGAUCCAAAACUUUACAAACCGCAUUUCAGAUAUUCCGGCUACACUGUUCCCGAAUGUACUCACAGUAUACCGCAAUUACCUCCCGGAGCUACUGAGCUGAACUUUGAUUACGGAGCCACAAUUGAUUUAAACUGCUCCUAUGGGUACGUGAGUCGUAUGAAUGCAUCGAGCACAGUGAGUCAGAUAAAAUGCACCGAGGUCGAUCAGCACACGAAUAAAGGGGUAUGGAAUCCGGAUAUCUAUCAAAUGUGUGUAGCUACCGUUACUUUGUGGAAGUCAUUGAGUGUCAAUUGCAUAAUAGAUCUAAUGUCUGCACUUAAGAAGGCAGCCACAAAGCACAUGGUUGAAGCCAAAGAUGCAGGCUUUAACCCAAUGAUUCUUUAA